UUUUGUUUAUGGGUAGAACCAAGCGAGUUAAGAUAGAAAAUUUAGUUGAUUUAGUUAAGUUGUGUUGUUUGUUAUUAAAUUUUAUUUAUGUAAUAAUUUACUUUACUCUUGUUUACACUCCUGUUAUAUUUUAUAUUUUUUUUUGGUUUAUCUCAACCGAAACGUUGCUUUCAAUAAACCCAAUUAUAUUUUGUGAUUAACAAAACUAAAAAGUGCUUACGUGAAUGCAAACUUAAUUGUGUAUUAUUUUGUGCAACUAUUAACAUACUGAAAUUAAAAUAUGAGUGAGAAUAAACCCGAUUCCACUGUUCAGAAGCGAACAACCUUGAGUAAGAUUGGUUGUUAUGUCCCAAAUAAAGUCAACCAGGAGAUGCGCCCAGAUUCUUCGAAUAGAUCAUCGACAUCUUCCAGAGACCAUGGCACUAUUCUUACAAUUGACACUGAAAAAUUUAUAAUUGGACAAAAAGUUUGGGUUGGUGGUAUAAGCCCUGGUCAAAUUGCUUACAUUGGCGAAACACAUUUUGCACCUGGAGAAUGGGCUGGUAUUGUCUUAGAUGAGCCUAAUGGUAAAAAUGACGGCUGUGUUGCUGGCAAGCGUUAUUUCCAAUGUGGAGCCAAGAAAGGAAUAUUUUCCCGACUCACAAGAUUGACGCUUCAGCCUCUUGACAGUGCUAUAUCUAGACCCCCUUCAAAUUGUUCACCUAAUCGUUCCAGAACUGUAUCACCAACACCAAGCACACAGAGUAUUUUAUAUAAAUCCAUGGGAGGAAAACAUGGUUUUACAUUGGGUGAUCGUGUAAUUGUGUCAUCAGGCUUUGGAAGUCGAGCAGGAACUCUUAGAUUCGUUGGCGAAACAAAAUUUGCAUCGGGAAAUUGGUGUGGUAUUGAACUAGAUGAUUCAACUGGUAAAAAUGACGGAUCUGUCGAGGGUGUCAAAUAUUUUGAAUGCAAACCAAAAUAUGGCAUUUUUGUACCAAUUGCAAAGGUUUCGUUGUCUCCAUCGUCAAAGAAAUCUCGUUUAUCAAGAGCGGGCUCAAGGGAAUCUCUUACUUCCGUUGGGACAAUGAACAGUAUUGCAACAACAAAUACAUCCAGACUAAGAAUGCAGCGUUAUUCAAUGUCAAUGAAACAACAACCAUCACCAAGUGCAGCAAAAAGCAGUUUUUCCAUGCAGGAUUUACUUAGAGAAAAACAAAACCACAUUGAGCAACUAAUGAUAGAAAGAGACAUGGAACAAGAAGGUUCACAAAAUCAGGCAUUGCAGUUUCAAAAAAUUAUCCUCGAGCUUAAAUCAAAAAUUGAAAAUUUGGAAAAGAAUUUGGAAGAAGAAAAAAAUAGAACCGAAGAAUUGCAGCUAUCAAUUGAGGAAGCGAACUUUUGUGGCGAUGAAUUAAAUGCACAAACCCAGGUUUACAAAGAAAAAAUUUCUGAUCUAGAACAGAGACUGCGAACUGUGACUCCAGGUGAUGAAAUGAUUCAGCUGUGUGUUGAUCCAAUGGAAGAUAAGCUUUGUAUUAAAGCUGAAAUUAGUUCUGCUACUGAAAGUACAAAUGUAAUUAAUCAGCAGAAAAAUUAUUUAUUCAAUGAAAAUCCAGAAUCUAAACUAGAUAAAAUCGAGGCACUAAAUAAAUUCCGAGAUCUCUUUCGUAAAAUAAAAAACUCUAAGAGUUCAGAUACUACUUUUCAAGAAGAACUUUACAAGUACAUUAAGGAUCCUGAUGAAAUUCCUCGAAUUCAUUCUAUUGAAAUACAACUUAAAGAAAUUGGCGCCACUUUUUUAAAAGAUUUAUGUGAGAGUCUUAUCUUGAUCAGUAAAGAGUUUAGUGAAAUGUCUAUCGAGAAUAAAAAUACCGCCAUAGAUUUUGAAAAUGCUUUGAAAAAUAAGGACACCGAAAUUAAGCGUCUUGAUAAUGAGAAAAAUGAUAUUUCAAGAAAUCUAGAAGAUGUGAAAUUAAAUUGCGAUAAUUUAUUAGAAGCACAAAAUAAAUUACAAAAUGAAAAAGAGACUUUAAUAGAAAAUAUUAAAUUAAUAGAAAGUGAAAAAUUGGCAUUCGAAGAAAAGCUUAAGAUCAUCACAUCAAAUGGCCAAAAAUUAGCUUGUCAAAACGAGCAAUUACAGCAAGAACUCGAGUCGCAAAGUAAAAAUUCUGAGAAAGUUGAAAUUGAAAAGAGUUAUGUAUUACAAAAGCUUGAAGAAGCUCUGUCUAAUUGCAAAAAAUCUUCAGAGAUGAAUGAAAAAAUGAAAGCGGAAUCAAGGAUCAAUGAAGAAAAUUCGAUUCUACUCAGAAAAGACCAGUCGAAUGUUUCUCGUAAGUUUGAAUAUCUUUCUUUGAAUUACAAAAGCUUAUUAGAACAAAAUGAAGAAUUACUUAAAGGCCUCGAAUUAAAUAAAGAAAAAUGCCAUUUACUCGAAAUCCAAAAUUUUAAUGAGUUAGAAAAAAAUACAGAAAACAUUAAAAAACUAAAAACGGUUUCAGAGCUUAAUGAAAAAUUGCAUCUACAGCUUAAAAGCAGUGAAGAAAAGUCGUCUCAGCUUAAGAAAGAUAUAAGUGACAUUUCACAAAAAUUUGAAGAAAUGUCAAGUACUUCCAAAAAAUUGUCAGAUGAAAAUAACGAACUUAGAGAAAAACUUAAAACAAGCACAGAAAUGUGUAAAGUCAUUGAGACUGAUAAAAACGAGACUUGCAAAAAGUUAACAGAAACAACAUUAAGUUGCAAAAGUUAUGAAGAGCUUAAUAAAAAGCUACAACUUGAACUUGAAGCCAAUGAAACCAAAACUGCUCAGCUUCAAGGUGAGAAACUUGUUUUCUCUAAAAAUCUUGAAGAACUCGAAACAAAUUUAAAAAUUUUGUCCGAGCUCAAUGAAAAAAAUCAACGUGAACUUACUACAAAUGCAGAAAAAACUAUUUCACUUGAAGCUGAAAAAUUUAAAAUUUCUCAAAAGCUUGAAGAAUUAACAGAGAAUUGUAACAAACUUUCUGAACGAAAUAGUAAAUUGGAAGCAGAAUUGAAAACUUUUGACGAAAAUCUUAAAUUAGUAGAGAAAGAAAAAUUUGAUAUUUCAACAGAUUUCAAAGACGUCACAGUAAAAUUUGAAAAUUUAUUAAGAGAAAAUGAAGAUAUGAAGCUUGGAAUAAAAUCGUCUGAAGAAAAAAUGAAAUUACUUGAGACCGAGAAUUUUGAUAUUUUACAAAAGCUUUCAGAUUUACAAUCAACACUAAAGACGACACUUGAACAAAAUGAAAAUCUGCAGCAAAAAUUAGAAACAAUUAAAGAAAGCUCAAAUCAUCUUGAGAAAGAAAACUUUGAUACUUCAAGAAAGUUUGAAGAAGUCUCAUUGAGUCUUAGAACUUCAUUAGAGCAAAUAGAAAGAAUGCAAUACGAACUAAAAGUCAAUGAAGAAAAGAUAAAACUUCUCGAAGAAACUAAUUUUGAUAUUUCGCUUAAACUCAAAGAUGUAACAUCAACUAAUGAAAACUUAUCUGAAACUCAAACAAAAUUGCAGGAGGAGAUUUUAUCGAAAAAUGAAGGUAAUGCUUCGUAUUUUAGUAGUCUAAUCCAACAAAUUGAAGACCUACGGAUCGAAAAGACAUCUAUAGAAACACAAAACAAACAGCUGGAGCUGGAAAAGUUUAAUCUGCUCAGAAAACUUGAAGAAUUAACGUUGAAUGUCAAAAGCUCAAAUGAAUCAAAUGAAUGUCAAUUUAAAGAACUCCAGGCAAUAACUGAAAAAUGCAACCUUCUUGAAAUUGAGAAAUUCGAUAUUUCUCAAAAACUUGAAGAAAGUUUAUCAAAGUAUAACAAUUUGCUCAAAUCUAAAAAUGAGUUAGAUGAUGAAUUUAAUUCUCAUAGAGAAAUCACUAAGCAACUAGAGGAAGACAAAUUUGUUUUGUCUCGUGAAAUGACUGAUGUAUCAUCACAAUUGAACAGUUCCUUGAUAGAUAAUCUGAAAAUUCAAGAGCAAUUGAGUACUAUCGAAGAAAAGGUUAAACAUGUAGAAGUACAAAAUUUCGAACUCAUUGGGAGUGUUAAAGAGAUCACAUCAAAUUGUGAUAGUCUUUCUCAACAGAAUACACUUUUAAAUAACGAUCUUUUAGAAAAAGAAGACGCAGUUAAAAAAUUAGAAGAAAAUAAGUUUACUUUAUCUCAAAAACUCGAGGAUGUCACAUGUAAAAAAGAAGCUUUGGAAGAGCUUUCCAGUAAACUAGAAGAUGAAUUAAAAAAGAUCAAAAGUAACUCCCAUCAGUUAGAUUUGCAAAAUAUUGAUGUUUCACAAAAGCUAGAAAGUAUUACAAUUAAUUGUAAAAAAUUAGAAGAGUUAAAUGAAAAAUUGCAACAAGAUUUGGCAUCGUUUGAUGAGAAAUGCAAGCAAAACGAAUUGGAAAAAAAGGAAAUUUCUCAAAAGCUAAGCGAUAUUACAAUAAAGUAUAAUAGUUUAAGCGAAGAACUAAAAGAAAAGAAAGAAAUAAUAGAAAAACUUUCUACCGAAAAAGUUGAAACUUCUGGAAAUAUCAUAGACGCUACAUGUCAAAUCUCAAAUAUGUCAGAUUUAAUUGAAGACUUACAAUUGAAAUUCAAAACAACUGAAGAGAAAUGUAGUCAUCUCGAAGUUGAAAAUGGAGUAAUAUUGCAAAAUCUUGAACAAGUGUCAGAACUAAACAAGAAAUUGAAGCAAGACCUUAAAAACUUUGAAGAAAAAGUCAACAAACUUGAGACAGAAAGACUUGAUGUAUCUGGAAAUCUCAUAGAUGCAACCUUGGAGUGUAAAAAUCUUACAGAAAUCAAAGAAAAUCUGGAACAGAAACUAAAAGAAAUUAAAGCAAAUGCUAGACAAGAAAAAUGUGAUUUAUCUGAUAACAUUGAAAAAGUCAAUUCAAGCUGUAAGAACUUAUCAGAGUUAAACAAUAAGUUGCAGCAAGAUCUUAAAAGCCUUGAAGAAAAAGUCAACAAACUUGAGACAGAAAGACUUGAUAUAUCUGGAAACCUCAUAGACGCAACCCUGGAGUGUAAAAAUCUUACUGAGCUCAGAGAAAAUCUAGAACAAAAGUUAGAAGAAAAUGAGACAAAAGCUCACCAAGAAAAAUGUGUUUUAGCUGACAAAUUAGAAAAAGCCAUAGCAAGAAGUAAAACUUUAUAUGAGCUAAAUGAUCAAUUACAAACUGAUUUGAAAAAUAACAAAGAAAAACUUAAUCGCUUAACAGAAGAAAAUCAAGAUCGGAUUCAAAAUAUUGAAAAUAUACCAGUGCAUCGUGAAGAAACUAAAAAAAUCGAAACUAAACUUAGCAACAGCAAUGAAAAUCUUCGUAUGGAUAUAAUCGAAAAUCUUAAGCCCCAACAAAAUAUUCACAACAAAUUCUUAGUCGGACGUCUUCAAUUUGGCAACCAACUUAAAGAUAUUAAUCAACUAAUAAAUGUCAUUAAAAGCCACAUAGAAAAUUUAGAUCGAGAUAUCCAGUCAUUACCUACUGUUAACAGAAUGGAAACAGAAACGUUUAAUGCUGCAGUAGAAAAAUCAUGUAAACUACAAUAUGAUUUCGCAGAACUUGUCCGGAGAUCUGAAGCUCUUGUAAUGAUAAACGAGAAAAAUCCUUCGUUAAUGGACUCGGUUUCUAAAUCGUUAUUAGACGAAGCUAGGAAAAAUAUCGAAGAACAAGAAAGUUGUAUGCAAUUCGACCCAACAGAUGAAAUAGAAUUGCUGCAAAAUAUUGUUAUCAGUUAUCGAUUAGUUUUGAAAUCAAAUGAUGUCGAAAUAGCUAGCAAUCUCCUCGUGAAAUCGAGCUUAGAACAACCUUUACCCCAUGAACAAAAAAAUAUUGAAUGUGAUCUCGAAUUAACAAGACGUUUAAUUAAUAAAAUGGACGAAUUAAAUUGUAUUUUGAAAUGCUUGCGUUUUUUCCAAUUCAAAAUAUCAAAAUAUAAUACUAAAAUUAAUGCAAACUUCAACAAUUUAAAAAAUGAUAAAGAAAGAUUAGAAGAUAUUUGCAAAGUGACUUUACAGCUGAGAGACGCCGAAAAAAUAUUAAAAACAGAAUGCUUAGUACUUGUAAAAGUACUUGUCGAAAGUAUGAAAACUUUUGAGUCAAGACCUGAAAAGAGUCAGAUCAUUGCUCCAAUUUCUCAUAUUGAUAAGUCCAUUGCAAUAAUUAAAGAUGUCAUGGAUUCUAAUUCUGAGUUGCUGAAUUAUCUUGCUGAGGAAAUUAAAAUUAUUGAAGAUAAAAGCACAAUUCUUAGUAAAAAGCCUUUGUUAGGAAAAAAUUCAAAUCCAAGUGAAAAAUUUGAUCUUGGGUUUGAAAAUUUAGAUGAGAAAACGGAACAAAUCAACUUUUUGCAUUCUAUAAUUGCUGAUAUGCAGCAGAAGAACGAUAAACUGAAAGAUAAGAUCAAAACAUUAGAAGCUUUUUCAAGUGAUUCUAAAAAAUCUUUUAUGUAUGAAAUGAUAGCUGCGAGAAAACCAACUCCUCGAGUGUUUUGUGAUAUUUGUGAUCAGUUUGAUAAACAUGAAACAGAAGAUUGUCCAUUGCAAGAAUCAGAUGGUGGAAAUGUCUUAUUUCAAUCAGAUAAAAUAGAGAGUGCUGAUAUUAAACUCCUUGCUGAUAGAAAGUACUGUGAAAACUGUGAAGCAUUUGUCGAUCAUGAAACGGAGGAUUGCUUUGCCGGACUAGAAUAAUUUUAUUUUAAUCAGAAUGUGUGAUUGUGUGUGUAUGUUUGAUUGUAUAAAGUGUAUGUGUUUGUAUAAGCAAAAAAAAAAAAAACGAGUAUAUUGCGUUGUGGUACUUCGUUCAUUCUUCUUCAAAACUAUAAAAGGAUUUGCCGGAAGUACCUACCUUAGUACCUUACCGUUACCAUAAUGCUACAGUAAAAUGUCGAAAUGUGUUUUAUCAAAAAUUAAAAAAAAAUUGUAUGUAUUUACAUUAAUUAGAAAAAAAUGAUUUCAACCAUGUUUUAUUUAGUUUUGAUAUUUAUUUCUUUAUAUAACUUAAGCCAGUAUGAUACUUCUUUUUUUUUUUCUUAUUUUCAAUAAUUUAAAAAGAAAAAAGCUGUACGACAUAAUUGAAAUACAAAAUCACUUAAAGAGUGAGCGCGUAAACAAAAUAAAGAAAACGCCAAAAAUGUCACAAAAAAGUACCUACUAAAUAUGUUUGCUUUUUUCAGUAAUUUUUCAAUCUUUUUCGACGUUUGUUUAUUUGCCAUUUGAAUUUGUAUAAAUUAUUUGAAUUUGCGUAUAAAAUAGACAAACAAAUCAUUUAAAUUUGCCAACCGAGCCGACGCACAGUGUGGCCAAUCACGAAUCUAGCUGGACAAAAUUAAUAACUCGCGUUAAAUCGACUUUUUUUCUAAACAGUUUUAAACAAAUGAAUGUGAAUAGAUAAAAUUCUAUAAAAAAAAGAAAGAUUUUUUUAAAAAGAAAUCUAUAAUUUCUGCAAAAAGUGGGUCAAAAUAGUGAUGAAGAAAAUGCAUUUUUAUAGUAUUUGAAUUUAUGCUUCCGUAAACAUAUUCUAUGAUUGGAUAUACUUAAUUAUUUUAAAAAACGCUUGAAAAAUAUAUAAAAACUCUAUUGCUAUUCACGAAAAAAGAGAGGCAGAAUAAUUAGUUUUUAUUAAGAAAUAGAACUUUUACACACGUUUUUGACAGGUGACAUACAUGAUUUAUUUUCUCAAUAUCAUGCUUUAAAUUAAAAUUUUAGCAAUGAUUUUAAUUAAAUAUGCUUCACAAUCAUAAAAAAUGGCAUCAUUUUUAAAAAUAUCUGCAGAUAAUUUAAAAAAGUAACUCCUUUUUGUGUGAUGCAAACUUGAAACAUAAGGGCCUAUUAAAAACAUAUGUGUUUAUAUUACCUUCGAUUUUUUUCAAGCUAAUAAUUCUCUAAAUUAUUUCGUGACCCUAUUUCUGUCCUUUUACACUUGCUUGCUUUUUGCAUUGAACUUGUUUAAGAUGUUCCGACAGAAGAGCAUCAUUCAUCAAUGAUAAUGCCUCAUUAGUUGAAAAUUCCAGUGGUUUAGUGGUUCCAGAGGAUCAGAACUUAAUCUUUUAUACAUUUUGAUCCUUCACUCAAAGAACAUUUCGAUAAAUCCUUUCCAGUAUUACUGGAAUAUGCUUUUUCAAUUUUGCGGAGAGCGAUUCUACUGAUUUUAACUAUUUUCUAAUGGAUAGGUGCACUUAGGAGACUUUUAACCUUCCGUUUGUUAUAUUUUUCCCGUUUUUUUAGUUUUUAAAAAUUCUUUUCUACUUUUGUUUCACUAUCUACUGUUUGUGUUUUUUUAGUUAUCACAUAAUAUUGGUCAAGCAAAAUGAAAUUCAUGUUUAAAGAGCGGUCCAAUGUGUCUUCCACUUUUUUGCCUUUUUUUUCGCUUAACUUGAAGCACAAAACUUUUAUAUAUGUUUUUAAUUUUUCUUUAUUUUCAACCCUUAACUGAUGUGGUGGGUCCAGGGGACCCACGCCUUUUUUAAAAAUUAAAAAAAAAACCGUUGCGACUGAAUUUUAAAGUGGAAAUUUUAUUUUGAAAACAAGUUUUCCCAUUUUUUUUAUUUUCUUAACUGGUUUGGAAAAUGUUAUAUUUGAAAGUUUUAUAAAAAAAUUUGUAAAAAAAUUUAAUUUUGUAUUUUGUUUUAUCAUUUAAAAACACCUGGGUCCACUGGACCUACGACUUUAGAUACGUCAGUAAAUUUCACCACAUCAGUUAAGGGUCAAAAAUGUUCCAAAGAUGAUACCUGCUCAUUAAAAGAUCAAAAAAAACUGUCUUUUCGAUCUUAAUUGGCAGUUUUGACUCAUUUUUCGAAAAUUUGUUUUUUUGAAAAUCUUGACUUCAUUUUGAAAAGUGAAAAAAGUUAUAUGGCGGUCGAGAAAACGCGAGACAUGUAAAUAGCUAAUCUCAAUGACAACACUCCACAAUACAUUAAUUAAUUAAUUUCAGAUCGGAAAAAUGCGGAAAAAUUAACUUUACCUCUAUUUGAAAAACAAAGAUAUUUUUUUUUGCACUUCCUAGCCUUCUUACAGAUUUUAUUUUUUUUAAAUACUUGCAAUGGUAAUUCAUAAAUAAAAAUUAUAAUACUUUACCUCCAAAUGUAGAUUAACAAUUAAAAAAAAAACAAUUACAACAAAAAAACUACCACAGCAUUUUUAAUCGUCAACCAAACUCAAGCGAAAAAUAGAAUACUUUGUAUUAUCUCCAUCCAACUGUUGACAAGAACCAACUUUCAAGCUUAGCUUACGCUAAUCCGAGAUGAAAACAAAAAAACCAAACAUGAAUUACAGUUACCCAUUGUAUUGAGAAGCUCAACUCAUGAUUUAAAAUCAUGUGGCUAAACUUUUUUUUUUUUCUAUUUUGUCCAGUCAGAUUGGCGAAUUACCACACUGUGCGACGACGGCAAAGCCAAAGCCUUAGGCCCAUUUCACACAUCGCCGAGAACCGUCUAUCCGGCCCGGAUACACGGUUUUGUCAAAAAAUGAGUAUCCUUUCACACACACUCGGCAGCCGGUCGGUUGCAGCUGCAGAAGAAACAAGAAUUUUUCUUGUAGGUUUCACUUCGACUUGAUGUUGAUAUACCUAAACAGAAAAAAAAACAACCCCUUCCUUACCUCACAAUAUAAAAACACAAAACAACCCUAUCUUACCUCACAAUACGAACUGACAUCAAAAUAUAAAAAAAAAAAACAAAACAACCCCUUUCUUGACUACAGCACACAGUGUUGCCGGAGAGAAAUAUUAGAAG
Messenger RNA from Episyrphus balteatus (marmalade hoverfly), 9708 nucleotides. It is a transcript of the gene CLIP-190, whose product is annotated as restin homolog. The record is from RefSeq and is a predicted model, not a curated record. The coding region runs from base 281 to 6667 and encodes 2128 amino acids. The transcript has 13 exons. NCBI's taxonomy places the organism in Eukaryota, Metazoa, Arthropoda, Insecta, Diptera, Syrphidae.